This is a messenger RNA of Gastrolobium bilobum, 1217 nucleotides long. RefSeq names its product BOI-related E3 ubiquitin-protein ligase 1-like. Lineage: Eukaryota; Viridiplantae; Streptophyta; Magnoliopsida; Fabales; Fabaceae. Gene Ontology annotation, molecular function: ubiquitin-protein transferase activity. Gene Ontology annotation, biological process: regulation of programmed cell death. The coding region runs from base 125 to 1081 and encodes 318 amino acids. The transcript has 3 exons. The record is from RefSeq and is a predicted model, not a curated record.
CCCUCAUACUCUCUGCCACAUCUAUUGCAUGCUCUCCCUCAUCUCCUUCUUAUUCUCUCCUUCUGCAAUUAACCUCAACAACAUUAUCGCAUAAAAAGUUUCAUCCUAAACAACUACUACUACCAUGGCAGUUGAAGCUACUUACAUGAAUCUCUUGCCUUCUCAGCUACUCACGAAUAGAGAAAUCAUCAAACCCAAUAAUCAACAACAACAUCAUCUCUUAAACUCUGAUAUAUACAACAACACCCAGAUGGAUUCAGCUCUGCCUCUUCCUACAACAAUGCCUGAAUCAUUUUUACCCUUUUACCAAUCCACUGUUUGUGAUCCAAAUAAGUCCGAUAGUGGUCUCACAUACCAUAUUCCUCUACAAAGAAAACGGUCCAGAGAUUUCACCACCACCGAAUUAACCUCUCUCCCACCUCAUCAGAAGAACAAGCUCACCCCUGAAUCUUCAUUUCUCGACCAAGAAUUUCUCUACCAAUUCCAGAAUCAGCAAUCUGAGAUCGAUCGUGUCCUUGCCCAUCAUACAGAGAAAGUGAGAAUGGAAAUGGAGGAACAGAAAAUGAGGCAAUCAAGGAUGCUGAUGUGUGCGAUACAAGAGGCAAUGGCGAAGAAGCUGAAGGAAAAAGACGAGGAGAUUCAGAGAAUGGGAAAGCUCAAUUUUGUGCUCCAAGAAAGGGUCAAAAGCUUGUGUGUGGAGAAUCAAAUUUGGAAGGAGCUAGCACACACAAACGAAACAACAGCCAACUACCUACGUACAAAUUUGGAACAAGUGCUCGCACAUGUCGCCGACGACCACCGUCACGCCGCCGCCGCAGCUCCGGCGGUGGCGGAUGAUGCUGAAUCAAGUUGUGGGAGCAAUGGUUCUCCGGAGGCCGGAGAGGACACGGCGGGGACGCCGGUGGUUUGUGGUGGUGGUGAUGGGAGUAGGAUGUGUAAGAACUGUGGGGUAAAAGAGUCAAUAGUGCUGUUGCUACCAUGCAGGCAUCUGUGUCUUUGCGCAACGUGUGGGUCCACUAUACGCAAUUGCCCUGUAUGUGACUCUGGCAUGGAUGCUAGCGUGCAUGUUAAUCUCUCUUAGGACAAAGACAAAAAAACAUUUUCAUUGUAGAGUCUAGACCUUCACAAACUAGAGAAGAUUAUUUUUAUUUUUCUUUUGUCAAAAUGACAAUGUUAGAAAAAGAAAAAAAAAAGAAAGAAAUAGAAUUUAGAAUUCU